Molecule: messenger RNA, 1824 nt
Organism: Naegleria fowleri
Lineage: Eukaryota; Heterolobosea; Eutetramitea; Acrasida; Naegleriidae
Exons: 1
Coding region: 1-1824 (607 amino acids)
Source: RefSeq, a predicted model, not a curated record
AUGCUUUUCGUAGCCAUGAAUCAUCGUAACCCUCAAGAAUCCACUCACACGACAUCAUUUCAUCUGCACGACUGUUCAUCCUCUUCUGCCAGUACGGACGACUCAAGUCAAGCAUUAUCAUCGUGCAAUGACUUGCAUGUGUCUAUGAGAAAUGGUGAUUCUCCACCAAAAUCACAACAGCAGAAACAACCACAGAAAAGAACUUUAAGAUCUUCAAACACUUCACCUCCGUCAACAGCCUCUUCGGGUAUUCGAAAGAGUUACAAAAUGUCAAACGUUUUGUCAGCAUCAUCACAACCACUUACUAAAAGCAUGUCUUCACAUGCGUCUUGUGAUUUGACAACUUCACAAAACACACCUGGUGCAACUGUUGACAAAUUCAGCAGACCACUUUUGAAGAAUGAAACAAUUCUCUGUGAAAAGAACCCAAAUUUCAAAGAAAAUUAUUUUGUCUUUGAAAAGAAGAAGGAGAAAACACCACUGGCUUUUUAUAACAUUUCUGUAAACGACAUUUUGAGUGGUGAUGUGAAAUCCAUUGGAAGCAGCGGUACUUUGCCAUCUAUGAAUGCACAAAAGAACAAGUCAUUGAAAAGCAAGUUGAAGCAAACCGAUCAGCAACAUGUAUUCGUGUUGAGCUCUCCAACUGCAUCUUCCUCCUCGAAGGCAACCAGAAGAACAUUUUCUUCCCAGCAUUCAUCGUCUUCAUCCUCUUCUCAUUCACACGAAUCAAUUUCUCCGGCUGUAAUCUCAUCCAACCAAUCUCACCCUUUAGUGACACCUCAAUUUGUAAAUUCACUUUCCAUUCAGGCAACACCAAAUUCUCAACAAACAUUUUCCAAUAUUUACCACAAUGGUUUUGGCGGAACUGUUUUGAAUUUCCAACCUUUGAAUACUACUACAGUAGCGUCUAACUUUUUCACUCCAACAUUAACUCCUUCAACAACUUCAGCAUGUUUAAAUCCUUCGGUACAGACUUCAAAUUUACAAAGCUCACUCUUACAAAAUUCAGUCAUGAUGCAGUACAAUCCAUCCAUCUCAAACACUGCAAUGAAUUCCAUGGAGAAUUUAAUUGCACAGUUAGAUCCAAAUUGUAGACUGCAAUUAGCACAGAAUUCCUUUCAUAUCGAUCAAGAAGCACUUUCUAACUUGCAAGGACAGCAGCAACCAAGUCCACACAGUGUUUUGUAUCCAUCAUCAUCAUCCAACACUUCAUCAACAACUGCCUCGGAGCCACAUUGUCAACCAUCUUUGAUUCUCAAUUCUACCACAACGACGUCUCAACCUUUCGUUAUGAUGAACUCAUUCCAAUCACCAGUGAAUAACAAUAUUUUCAUGAGUCCUUCGUUUCCAACAUCUACUCAUCUUCAACAAAAUACUAAUCCUUCAUCUACCAAUACUCAAAUUACCAUCAAUGUAAACAACUUUCCAAACGCUUCAUCCUCAAUAAUGGCACAUCCUUUAACACCCAAUGUGCAAGAAACUGCAUUAGAAAAAAACACAGAAAACUCAGCAAUAUCAAGUGUGAUGACUCAAUUGUUUGAAGUAGCCAUCAAGCAACAGCAACAGAAAUUAAUUGCUCAACAGGCAGCAGAAACGACAAUGUACCAACCAUCACAAAUGACGAGGGAUAACUCGUUGAGUGAACAACACUACAUCACGCCAAGCACUGAAAACUUGUCUCAACAACAACAACAGGAUGUUUCAUUAUUUUCAGAGUGUAUUCAUGAGCUCAACCCACUCCAAAUGGAGAAUCUAACGGAUGAUCAAAUGAUUGAAUUCUUUAACUUGAUCAUGGAGAACCAACAAGGAGCGAAUAAAUUAUAA